Messenger RNA from Fusarium poae, 1443 nucleotides. RefSeq lists its product as uncharacterized. Lineage: Eukaryota; Fungi; Ascomycota; Sordariomycetes; Hypocreales; Nectriaceae. The coding region runs from base 1 to 1443 and encodes 480 amino acids. Gene Ontology annotation, biological process: transmembrane transport. Gene Ontology annotation, cellular component: membrane. Gene Ontology annotation, molecular function: transmembrane transporter activity. The record is from RefSeq and is a predicted model, not a curated record. The transcript is spliced from 4 exons.
AUGGAGCCUUCCGAGAAGAAAGAACUGCAGCAAACACCACUAGACCCGGACCAACAUGAAGGCCAAGUAAGCGAAACGAGCAAUGAUGCUGAACGCAAGGUCCUUUCAAAGUUCGACAAGUUUGUUAUGCCGCAGAUGGCUCUGUUGGUCCUGUUUGCCUACCUCGAUCGAACAAAUAUAGGAAAUGCCCGCGUCUUUGGAUUUGAAGAGGAUACAGGAAUGCACGGGACCCAGUUCAACGACGUAUCAAUGUACUUCUAUAUCUCCUACGUCAUCUUCGAAACACCUUGGGUUCUGGCUGUCAAGAAGUUCGGUCCCGGUCGCGUCCUCGCCAUAGCUAUCAUUAGCUGGAGUGUCAUAACUCUGGGUACCGGUUUUGUUCACAGCUAUGGUCAAGUCGUUGCAUGCAGAGUUCUUUUAGGUUUCUUCGAAGCUGGUCUGUUUCCAUCUCUCAUGUUCGUCGUGUCGCAAAUCUACCCCCCAGCUUCCCAAGGUAAGCGCAUGGCCGUGCUCUAUGUGUCGAUUGCGCUGUCUGGGGCACUGGGAGGACUGAUUGCAUAUGGCAUUCAGAGUAUGGGCGCUAGACACGGACUCUCUGCCUGGCGGUGGCUGUUCAUUAUCGAGGGUGCUAUUUCACUCGUUAUUGGAGCCAUCUGCUGGUUGAGUUUACCCAGUUCUCCAGAGACAGCCUGGUUUCUAAGUUCUGAAGAAAAAGAAACAAUGAAACUCAUCAAAGAGCGGAACAACCCGUUCAAAGAAACCGUCGAGUUUUCUUGGAAGCAGGUGGGAAUGGCAGUUUCUGACCCUCUCAUCUGGCUUGCGUCGAUUGCCUUGUUUUGCUCUUCCAUUGCACUAUUUGGUUUUGGAACAUUUUUACCUACCCUUCUAAAGGGCCUUGAUUACACCUCUCUUGAAGCCAAUUACCUCAGUAUCCCGGUCUAUGUUCUAGCAUCAAUCUUUACUGGAGCCACUACAUACGUUUCCGAUCGUCUCAAUCGCCGAGCAGUAUGCCUCAUCCAUUCUCCGCUUCUAGUCGUUGCUGGCUACGCAGUAGUCGUGGGUACGGGACACAAAGGGGCGGGUUUCUUCGCCAUGUUUUUGGUCGGUAGUGGAGUUUACUCGUUCAACACACUCGUGGUGACGUGGAUAUCCAACAAUAUCCAGCCAGAUUACAAGCGCUCUGUUGCUAUCGCCACCAUCAUAUCCAUAGGAAACGCUUCUGGCAUGGCGGCAUCACAAAUCUAUCCAAUCCAGGACUCCCCUCGCUAUGUGAUGGGAAAUGCAGUCUCUCUGGGAGGCGAAGUCAUUGCAUUAGUCUGCAUUGGACUUAUUUAUGGCCUUCUCAAGUAUCGCAUGCGUCAGAAGGCGAAGCUGUUGGCGAUGGGUAAAGACAGCAACGGUCAAGAGGGUGACCGGAGCCUGGACUUUAAAUAUGUCUUUUGA